UUGACCUCAUCUGUCUUCCGGUUUCGCUCAUCUCUCAUUCAACAUGGCAGACAUCGACUACGAAAGAGUUUUAUGUGUGAAACCCGAGGUUCAUGUCUUCAGAAUACCGCCUCGGACAUCGAAUAGAGGAUACAGAGCUGCAGAUUGGAAGUUAGAGUCACCAGACUGGACUGGAAGGAUGAAGAUUGUCACAAAAGACAAGAAACUCUCAAUCAAACUUGAAGAUAAAGCAGGUGAGUUGUUUGCUCAGGCUCCAAUAGAUACCUAUCCUGGUCCUGAAGUAGAAACUGUUCUUGAUUCCAGCCGAUAUUUUGUGAUCAGGAUACAAGAUGAUUCAGGUAGAAAAGCUUUCAUUGGAAUUGGUUUCCAUGACAGAGGAGAUUCCUUUGACUUCAAUGUUACUCUUCAAGAUCAUUUUAAAGGAGUGAAACAGGAGCAGCAAUUACAGAUGGAAAUGGCAGAUGCAUCCAAGAAUCCAGCACCAAAAUUAGAUCUUGGAUUCAAGGAAGGUCAAACGAUUAGAAUAAACCUGGGGAACAAAUCUGCCAAGUCAAGACCAAAGCCAUCUGCUGGUGGAGGGGGCACCCCCAUCUUACUACCCCCACCCCCUGGGGCAGGGUCAGGGGCAGGAAUAAAAGCACCUCCCAUGGCUGUUCCACCUCCAGCACAACAACAACAACAAGCAGUACAACCAAAUCCAUCACAGCAGCCUAGUGAUUUAUUAGGGGGCUUUGGCAGUUCUUUCAGUGCCCCACCCCCAGCAACAGUUCAACCACAAACCCAGCAAAAUACUAGUGCGUCAGAAUGGGGAGACUUCACAAGUGCACAAACGUCAUCAAACGAUGGAGGUUGGGUGCAAUUCUGAAAUUAGAAUUAUAUUUAUAGAAGUCCUAAUUAUGUAUGAUAGGGAGACAACCUCUUCUCCAGGAGAGUAUACUCUCCAUUAAGAAGUUAACUGCCCAACCUCUGCCCCAUGAGAAACCCCCUGCCAUGCUAUCCAUCCACCAUGUUUGAAAACCUAGACCAUGUUUCCACUGGAUGCCACCAAACUGUGAUCCUUAUAAAGGACAUGACCAAAGACUGUUCAUAUAAAUGUGGUGUCAGGACCCUUUCACAUAUUGUUGUGGAUUAUGGCAAGUCAUGUGUGGAUUUACUGUCAGUACUCAUCAGAACCCUAGAACCGAUGUGAAUGGAUACAGCAACAUCAUCUACAUGUUUCUACUUAUUUCAGUGUAAAUUGUUUAUAGCACCUAGUGUUUUUUUUCUUCUAAUUUAUCUUUUGUAAUCUGUGAGUAUUGAAAAUUUAUUUGGUAUAGUGUGAACAGGAUAAAGCAAAAAUGCAUGUUUAGUGACAUCAUCAGAAAUAUCAUCAUUUUGUUUUGAUGAAAGAAUUAUUAAAAAAGUAAAUGAUCAUGAUUACAUUGUCAUUUCAGUGUGAAAUAAUAAAUCUAAUAAGGUUUAUAUGCAAUCCUAUAGUCCAUCCCUUUCCCUCCUAAUGGUCUCUGUCUGAUCUACUUUACUGGCCUUCUGUAUAUAGACUGUCCAUCUGCCUUUAAUCUAACCCCAACUCCACUGGCACUACACAUGAUACUUGUUAUUAUACAUGUACCAACUAUGGAGCAAUUACUUACUUUCUUCUGGUCUACCAGAAUCAGAAGGCACAUAUGUUUCAUUUAUACACUUUGUGCUCAUUUACUUGAAUGCUGUUUGAUUUCUGUUAAACCACAAUCAUAUUUUGUCUUUAGUUUGAAAUUACAUGUUUGUUACUGAGGUAUAAAUAUUCUGUAAUUUGUGGCCUUUAAUUGUGUUUGAGCCAGGGCAGAUCAAUUUGUAUUAAUUUGCAGCUUAUUGAAUUUGUUUUCCAUGUGAUAGUGAGUGCUAGCUACCAUGUAUCUUUAUCAUGGUAGUGGGGAAAAGGUGAUAUUUUGGUGCAAGAUGGUAAGUAAUUUUGUAUACAAUGAGUAGAAUCUUGAAGGUUAUGUGAGAGUUGACCAGACUGAAGCCAGUUUAGUGAUUGGAGAAUAGGGCAAAUUUGUAUUUAUUUAUGCUCUUGGAGGAUAGUUAUAGAAAACUAUUUUGCAUAAAAAAGGUUGACCGAGCUCCGGGGCUUACAACUCUAUUUUUGUCAAUUUCAUUUAUGAUUCUUGUAUAAGUCAUGCUCAUAUUUUCUUUCUAUGAUUGAUUUGUAUUAUAAACCUUUUAGCCUCAGUUUUAUUGAAUUUUUUUGUAAAAUUCCAAAAUCAUUCCUAUUUGAAUAAGUAACAUAAUCAUCUGCGUAGUUUACAUCAGUCCCACAUCUGCUUUAUUAUCAAAUGUGAAGUUUGUUAGUUUUUGUUAGUGAACUUCAAAGUGUAUUAUUCCACUCUUUUUAUCUUUCAUUGUCCCUAAUUAUAAAAGUCAUUAUUGUUGGUCACUCUUAGCUGUUUUAUUCACUGUCAUUGGUGAAUUUGCUUUGUUGCUCUCUGCCCAUGCCCUGUUACUGUCAUAAUUAUUUUUUGAAGGUAGGAAAAGACAAAUUAAAUUUUUGAAGUGUGAGAGCAAAAAUACUUAAAAUAUAAGGAGAUCAUGUACAGUUGUGCUCAAAAGUUAGUGAACCCCACCACAAAAUGCACAUUUUCAUGCUCAGUGUUGAAUGUAGUCAACACUACAAUGUUCGGAAAGCCCAGAGAAGCAUACUUUAUUGAAUGUAAUAUUUGAUCACCUGACUUCACCAUUGAAUAUCUAAAAUAACUUGAACACUUUAAAUAUAUUCAUUUUCUGAUUGGGUUCACUAACUUUUGAGCAAAACUGUAUGGGAACAUGCCAAUAUUUUGUUUGCACUACAUGCCAAUUAUUCAUCAAAUCCUGCUGGAAAGUCUGUAUCCAUUGUUAGCGUUGGUUAAAGAGUUAAUAAUAUAAUGAAAUUGUUGGUUGGAUAGUGAUGUCUAGAAAGAAUUAUAUUUAUUGGAAGUAUAAUCAUGUUUUUAAUUCAAA
This is a messenger RNA of Lytechinus pictus (painted urchin), 2973 nucleotides long. RefSeq names its product adaptin ear-binding coat-associated protein 1-like. Lineage: Eukaryota; Metazoa; Echinodermata; Echinoidea; Temnopleuroida; Toxopneustidae. Gene Ontology annotation, cellular component: membrane; clathrin vesicle coat. The record is from RefSeq and is a predicted model, not a curated record. Gene Ontology annotation, biological process: endocytosis. The transcript is spliced from 9 exons. Bases 44 to 865 code for a protein of 273 amino acids.